Molecule: messenger RNA, 2579 nt
Organism: Cloeon dipterum
Lineage: Eukaryota; Metazoa; Arthropoda; Insecta; Ephemeroptera; Baetidae
Gene: RanBPM
Product: Ran-binding protein M
Exons: 11
Coding region: 26-1663 (545 amino acids)
Molecular function (GO): protein binding
Source: RefSeq, a predicted model, not a curated record
AACUUUCCCAGAUCUGUCGUACAAGAUGGCUUCACCAAAUAACACAGGACAGGCCUCGGAGCCUGCAAUGGAUCGUCUGAAACAGCUUUACCCGAUGGUAAAUGAAGAAGAGACACCCCUGCCACGUUGCUGGAGUCCCAAAGAUAAAUAUAACUACAUCGGACUGUCGCAAAACAACCUCAGGGUCCACUACAAGGGUCAUGGAAAGACACACAAAGAUGCCGCAAGUGUCAGAGCCACUCACCCAAUACCUGCUGCCUGUGGCCUCUAUUACUUUGAGGUGAAGAUUGUGAGCAAAGGCAGGGAUGGUUACAUGGGAAUUGGACUGUCCGCGGAAAAUGUGAAUAUGAACAGACUGCCAGGCUGGGAUAAACAUUCAUACGGAUAUCACGGUGAUGAUGGGCAUUCCUUUUGCUCCUCUGGCACUGGCCAACCAUACGGUCCCACGUUCACAACUGGCGAUGUUGUUGGGUGUGGAAUCAACCUGAUUGACGGCGUUUGCUUCUACACCAAGAACGGCCACAAUCUUGGAACAGCUUUCACAGACCUGCCUCAAAAAUUAUACCCCACUGUUGGUUUGCAAACUCCAGGAGAGGUUGUCGAUGCCAAUUUUGGGCAGCAGCCUUUUGUCUUUGACAUUGAUGAUGAAAUGAAAGCUCUGCGAGCGAGAACGCGCGCCACCAUCCAAAACUACACAAUACCAGGUCCCCCUGGACAGUGGACCAACACUUUGCAAAAUGUUGUGUGUUCAUAUCUGGUGCAUCAUGGCUACUGCUCAACUGCCGAGGCCUUUGCCAAGUCCACUGGUCAACAGUUCAACGAAGACGUUACCUCAAUAAGGAACAGGCAAAGAAUAUUAAGACUAGUGCUGGCAGGGAAAAUAGGGGAAGCUAUAUCUGAAACGCAGCGUCUUUACCCAGGGUUGCUUGAGUCUGAUCACAAGCUCAUGUUUCUUUUAAAAUGCAGGCAGUUUAUUGAAAUGGUUAGCGGAGUCGACAUACCUGAGUCUUCAUCGUCGUUAUCGUCGCCACCGAGAAUAAGCACGCCACAGCAGCAGUCCGUGAUUCAAUCGACGAAGAGUUACAAGAAGCCCCGCUCGAAUCUCGCAGCAAACUUUUCCUCUCCUGUUUCGGACAUGAAUGAUGACGCAACAGGUUCAGAGGAAAACUCCAACAACACAAACUCGCUAAAUGGUGAGAGCGACGUUGACAUGGAGGCAAACAACCACAAUAAUGGCUGCCAUCAAGACGGGCACGAGGACAUGGAGAUCGACUCGAACAACGCAAAUCAAGCCAAGUCAGGCCUUUGUGGUGGGUCGAAAGCUGCCCUGGAGAGAAUCUUAUCCUUUGGUCAGGAGCUGAACGCUCUGAGUAUGGAAGUGAACCGAGAUCCACAGAGCACUCAGAUGCUUCAAGAUGCCUUCUCCCUCUUGGCUUACUCGGAUCCAUGGAAGUCGCCAGUAGGCUGGCAACUCGACCCUCAGCAAAGAGAGCCUGUCUGUGCUGCCCUUAACUCUGCCAUCUUGCAAUCAAAAUCUCUACCAAGGAGACCUCCACUGGAGAUAGCUCGAGCUCACGCGCAGGAACUAGUUGCGCUGAUGUCCCGGUCGGGACUCGGUUCGUGUGCCUUCGCCAAUCUGGACGAGUUGCUCUCUAUUCCCUGACCCUGGUGCUGACAGUACACCAUCACUGCUGGCGGCGAUCUCCUCGACACCCUAGUAAGUACCUCGCCCUCUGCUAGCUCGGAGGAUCUGGAAGAGCUCUAGAGGCGGCACCACCUCUCCACAUCAUUUGUUAUACAGCUUAAAUAAUUUCAAGUUUCCGCCCAGACCUGUUCAGUGGACAAGUCUUCUUCAGGCACUAUUUAAGGCUUCAAUCAGCUAAUUUUACGAGAUUAUUUUUACGAUCACACAUGAUUUUGCCGAUUGUGCUGCACCUCGUUGACAGAAAAAAACAUGCCUUGAGAGAUCUUCUUGGACGGUUUUUGUUUGUCAAAUCAAGAUCUCGUUAAUGCUGAAAAAGCUCAGCUCGUAGGCAGAAGAAUUCUUAGCACCGAGUGUAAUUAUUGUUGCCAAAGCUUUUUUACCGCAGUCCUUAACAUGUUUGGUCGCGCUAGAGCCCUUUCUCGUGUAUUUGUCGAGUUUUUGUCAAAUCUACUGUUUAUUGUGAAUAGCUGUACAGUUUAUAUUACGAAAUAAUUAAGCUAACAAACUCAAGAUUGUAUUUACGAUAGGCUAACGUGUAUAAAAUAAUAAAAACUCCUGUAAACGGUGCAGUGAUAGAGAUCAAGCAAACCAUCUCUGGUGUUUGUACCUUUUGCGAAUAAUGAAUGAGUGCAACCUUCCACUUCCACCACUCUGUGUAAUAACAUGCAGGAAGAAACCAUUUUUAUUCAAGCCAGGAGUUUUGUAUCUUGAAAACAAGACUAACCAUUUGGCAGAAAAUUUGUGAAUGAAAUGAUUGUGGAUGAAAUUAGUUGCAAGAGUAUUUGUACAAUUCGCCCGUGGCAAAAUUAAGUUUGAUGUUUUCUGUGAUGAUAAGUAUAAUCAGAUGCAAAUAGAAUUUUACUUACAGAAACAA